Messenger RNA from Aquila chrysaetos chrysaetos, 1071 nucleotides. RefSeq names its product radial spoke head component 9 (gene RSPH9). The record is from RefSeq and is a predicted model, not a curated record. Gene Ontology annotation, biological process: axoneme assembly; cilium movement involved in cell motility; motile cilium assembly. NCBI's taxonomy places the organism in Eukaryota, Metazoa, Chordata, Aves, Accipitriformes, Accipitridae. Bases 102 to 974 code for a protein of 290 amino acids. Gene Ontology annotation, cellular component: radial spoke; axoneme. The transcript has 5 exons.
GUUUUGGGCCGUUCCCUCCAGCGGAAGCACGCCGUCACCUUUGACCCCACCGCCGCGACAACGGCGCGACGGUUGCCUGGCGACGGCGACGCGGAGCCGACAUGGAGGCGGCGUCGCUGCCCGCCGCGCUGGAGCUGGCGGCCGGCGGCGGCGCGGGGCUGAGUCCGGAGAAGCGGGCAGUGCUGGGGGCCUCGCUGCUGCUCCUCCAGCGCGACUACCGCUUCGAGCGGGUCUGGUUCUGGGGCUGCAUCCAGGGCGUGCGCGGCUCCUACUACAUCGCCGAGGGGCUGGGCCCCGACCGCGCCGCGCCCCGCAGCCGCCUCUACAGCUUGAACUGCGUGGAGUGGAGCCUCCUGCCACCAGUGACUGAGGAGAUGGUUGCACAGGCUGAGCAGCUGAAGGGACGUUUCCAGGGGGAUCCUUCUUUUGAGUAUGAGCACAUUGAGAUAAAUGCAGAAGAUGCUGAAAGAUUGUUUGAAGAUGAAAUGACAACAAGGAAAGCCCUGCCUUUGAAAUUUGCCUAUGUUUCUUUAAAGCCCACGAUCAAGGAGGAGGCCCGCCUCGUAGCUACCAUAGAACAGAUAGACAGAGCAGUUGGUAUCAUCCCCCGGGGGGCAUUUGUGAAGACUCCUCUUGGGUCUGUGCAUGAAAACAGAAACUUUGAAGGUCUUUCUUUGACGGAGGCAAAAAAGUUAAGUUCCUAUUUCCAUUUUACUAAGCCUUUUAACCUGAAGAAUAAAACCUUGCUGGAAAAGGCUGACCUGGACCCAUCCACUGACUUUCUAGACUCUCUGGAGCAUGAUAUCCCACAAGGCUCCUGGACUGUCCAGCUAGAGAAGGGAGACACUGUGGUGGUGCUGCGGAGCCUGCUGUGGCUGGGACUGACAUUCUACCAUGUCCCAGUGACCAAGCAAUAUGGCUAUAUCUACUUUGGCACUGGCGAGAAGAACUUUGAUCUGCCCUUCAUGCUGUGACUACCCUGUCUGGGAUGAGGACUCGAGAAUGUUUAGAUUUUAUACUUAGGAGGUUUUUGUUUACUGCUUGUUCUAAUAAAUGUGUGAAGCCUCUGCA